AUGUCUAGCGAACUUCAGUUAGUCAGUACACUUCGUUAGGUUAAAAACACACAAUAACAUUUUCCGUGACAAAAGUUCUACAUAAAUCGAAAAGGACCUUACUAUAUUCCCUGUAGCUUCUAUUUCAAGGUGAUAAAUUCGCUUUUCCCGAGACACGAUGCAUAAUCUGCAAACGGAGUCGGAUCGCGUUGCCAAUGGAGUCUGGGAUAACCCGGGAGUUUCGAUCUUCGCCACCGCCGCCCAGGAGCCCACGGCCAACCUGCUAACCCACAUGAAACCAAUGCCGAAUGGCGAGUACGACUGUGUUUCUGACAAGGAUGUGUGCCGUAUUUGUACACAGUCGUCUGGGGCGGAAGCCACGUUGUACCGACAGGUCAAACACCAGGUGGAGGAAGUAGCCGCCGUGCUCAACAGUAAUCUGCGUCCUGGCCAGCGGCAGGAGCAAACCGAUGUGGAUGUAACCGUGGCCCUGGCCAAGGAGUUGGCCCGCCAGCAGGUGGAGGCCAGCAGGUGUCUGCAACUCCAUCGCAAUGUGGCGAAUCUGAGGGAUCUGGAGAUGGAGGUGGCCCGGGCUCACACUGCCUUGGCUGUUAAGAACAAGAUCACCCUUAACAUCAAGCAGACGGUGGAGGAUAAGCAGCGGGAGCGGGCCGAGGCUUUGGCGGAGCAGCGAGCCGUGGAAAAGGAGUUGCGGGAGGAGAAGCAAAGAAGGGCUCAGAAGGCAGCCAUCUUCCGUAGGGAUCUCAUGGCCCAGAUCACCGAGGGUCGCACCAAGCGGAUCCAAGAUCACCAGAAGUCCGUGGCGGAGGGUCGUCUAGAGCUCAAGGAAUGCAGGGACAUAGUGGAGCAGGAAAGCCUCAAGGAUGCAAUUACGAAGGCGGAGCAGCGCAGGGUGCUUCUCGAAUCCCUCGACCAAUCGGCAGCCAUGUUGAAGCAAACCCGCGAGGCCUACGCUCUGGCCCAAAAGAAUAAGCCGGAGAGAGGACUCCUUGAUGCCCUGGGACCCGUUACGGCGGCCUACGUGUCCAAGGAGCGGAAACGCCGCCUACAAGAGAUCGAGGCCAGGGACAUAAAUGCCGCUCGGCUGGGCUUCCAGCUCAGUCAGAUCAAGCACGAUCUGGAGUCCCGAGAUCAGCUGAUCACCAGUCUGCUGAUCCGCGAGCACAAGGCCAAGGAGAACGCGCUGGCCUUGGAGCAGGCCAGGACCAAGAUGGCCAAGAAGCAGGAGAUCCGCGAACAGCUGCUCAGCCAGCGGGAGGAGCAGAAGUUCUUCCGAGACAAGGGAGUGCAGGAUGCCCUGGUCAUGCCCAAGGAUCCCAUGUGCUUCGGCGAACGGCAGUAUCGAAUGCAGGUGGCCCAGCGGGAGAACACGCGGCGAUUGGAUGUCCAGUGCUACCAGGACAUGGCCCACAUGGUCGUAGAGGCCAAAAACCACAGGAAAGCUGCCGCCCAGGAGGUGGCCGACAUUAUCCAGGAGGUGUACAACGUACAGAAUCGCCAGGAUGAGCUGGUGGCCAUUGAGCGGAUGAAGGUGCUCUCCAAGCAGCCGCCUGAAGUUCUUUCGGCGCUCAAGAAAUCCAUCCUCACCGAAGAGGAGAUCAGCUCUUUGAACCUCAAGAAGUAAUUAAUGAGUUUUCAUUUAAUACUCGUUAGAUACUUGUAUUCCGCUGGCAGAAAAUACAAAAAAAAGCGCUUUUGCUUGAGUUUCCUUAUCCCCA
This is a messenger RNA of Drosophila teissieri, 1718 nucleotides long. RefSeq names its product plectin. The transcript has a single exon. The record is from RefSeq and is a predicted model, not a curated record. The coding region runs from base 158 to 1624 and encodes 488 amino acids. Lineage: Eukaryota; Metazoa; Arthropoda; Insecta; Diptera; Drosophilidae.